This is a messenger RNA of Zingiber officinale, 2947 nucleotides long. RefSeq names its product probable protein S-acyltransferase 19. Gene Ontology annotation, biological process: protein targeting to membrane; peptidyl-L-cysteine S-palmitoylation. Bases 473 to 2638 code for a protein of 721 amino acids. The transcript is spliced from 8 exons. The record is from RefSeq and is a predicted model, not a curated record. NCBI's taxonomy places the organism in Eukaryota, Viridiplantae, Streptophyta, Magnoliopsida, Zingiberales, Zingiberaceae. Gene Ontology annotation, cellular component: Golgi apparatus; endoplasmic reticulum. Gene Ontology annotation, molecular function: protein-cysteine S-palmitoyltransferase activity.
UUCGUUACCCCAGUCAGGGUGGAUAAAGAUAAACAGGGCGCUAGGGCAAGUCCACGGUGAACAUCACUAAUACCCCAAAUCCACUUGCGACGCGUUGUCACUGAAGAAAAGAGAGAAGGCGGAAACUGCAUCGCGCCCCUCGUCACGGGGCUACAAACUGAACCAGAUCGCAUCUGUCUCCUUCUUUCCAUUCUCCUCGUCGGCGGUGCCCUAGUUCAUCCAGCUUCGCUCUUCUGCCAGUUUCCGGGGACGACCAAGUGUCUGCAGAGCGUUUGGCUUUGUGGAAGGAACUAACCCUUUUCGCCCGCCCUUUGUCAUUUUUGAGUCGGUAAGUUCUGUAGGAGGGCGGUGAUCUUCUCGCCCCCUGCUGGUGAUCUGAAAGAGGGGAAGCGACGUCCUCAUUUCCUGUUGGCCGCGUAUGCGCCGGUGAUCUGAGAGUUCUGUGUCUCUCAAGCACUGGGUCUCUUCGAUCAUGGUAAGACGCCACGGAUGGCAGCUUCCUGCUCACGCCUUUCAGGUUGUGGCUAUAACAGUGUUCUUUCUCCUGGUAGUUGCAUUCUAUGCAUUUUUUGCACCUUUUCUUGGCAAACCCAUCUUUGAAUAUACUGCAAUUGCUGUUUACACACCAGUGGCUGUUGUAGUGUUUGUCCUUUAUGUGCGGUGUACCCGCAUAAACCCUGCUGAUCCAGGAAUAAUGGAAAAGUUUGAGAAAGGAUUCAAAAAUCAGAAUAAUAGUAAAGCAGGGCUGCCACCUGGAUCUUUAUCUUUUGAUGGUGAUAAUGCACCUGGAGCUCAUUCUUCUCCUGCAUCAACUUGUAGGAGUUCUUUAGGGCACUCUUCCAGCAGAAAAGCUUCAGCUGUUGUUGAUAAUCCAGCUACAAAUAUGCCAUUGAGCCCACAAAAGAGAAGUACAAGAUGCUGCAUCCUUGGUGGACUUAUGUUUGCACUGUUUGUUAAAGAUGAUUGCCGCAAACUUGAAGAAACUGAGGAACAGACUGGUGGAGAAGAUGCUUUGUUUUGCACACUGUGCAAUGCUGAGGUGCGCCAAUAUAGUAAACACUGCAGGAGUUGUGACAAAUGUGUUGACAGUUUUGAUCACCAUUGUCGGUGGCUUAAUAAUUGUGUUGGGCGUAAAAAUUACAUCACAUUCAUCUCUCUCAUGGCCACGAGUCUUAUUUGGCUAGCUAUUGAAUGUGGAGUCGGCAUUGCUGUUCUUGUACUUUGCUUUGUGAACAAGGAUAGCAUGGAGAACAAUAUCAAGGAAAAGCUUGGCAAUGGGUUUUCUCGUGCUCCAUUUGCAACUGUUGUGGCUAUUUGUACUGCACUAUCAAUUGUUGCGUGCAUACCAUUGGGAGAACUUUUCUUUUUCCACAUGAUCCUGAUCAAAAAGGUUUCCUCUUAUACUUUACUAAGAAUCAUUAAGGUUCUUCUUGCAAGUGCUUUACCUUUCCCUCCCUUUUACCAGGGAAUUACGACCUAUGAGUAUGUCGUAGCUAUGAGAGCUAUGAGUGAGGCAGCACCACCAUCUGCUGAUGAGGAAGCACCUAAUGCUCCAUAUUCUCCAACUAAUUCUGCAACAACUGGCAUAAGUCUUGGAAGUUCCCUUAGUAUUCAAUAUAAAGGUGUAUGGUGCACUCCUCCUAGGGUAUUCGUUGAUCAACAGGAUGAGAUUAUCCCACACUUGGAACCAGGAAUGGUACCAUCAACUGUUGACCCUGAUGCAGCUGGGCAUGUGGAGAAGGCUAUCAAGUCCAAAAAGGCUGUUAAGAUUAGUGCUUGGAAACUCGCUAAAUUGGACUCUAAUGAGGCCAUGAAAGCAGCUGCAAAAGCCAGGGCGUCUUCUUCGGUCCUGCGUCCCAUAGAUGCUCAUCGUUUGCCAGAUGCUGAUUUUAGUUCCAGUGAUGAUGUAAGUGGUAGGAGUAGUUUGAGCAUGGAUUACAAUGCUACAAGAGAAUCAAGAGCAGAGCUCAAAUUGUCUCCUCGUAGAAACUCUUAUCCACAUAGUCAAGAUAGCAAGGAUGACUACGAGUCUCGAACUCAAACUGCAAGCAGCCUGAGCAGUCCAAUCCACAAUCACGAAACUUCAGCCAUCAGUGCACUUCCUUUGAAGCCUACACUUCCCAAUAGGCCUUCACCAUUUACUUCAAGAGGUCCUCGUCCUACUACCCAACAUUCCAACUCAAUGUUCCAAUCUGCCACCUCAGCAAUAAGGGAAAACAAAAGAGCAUCUGUUGUCUGGGAUCAAGAAGCUGGUCGCUAUGUCUCAGUAUCUGGAACUGCCAGAAUUGAGAGUACUAUGGGUGCCCCUACAAGGAUGUCUCGGUUUCCAAUUGGUAAUACUUUCGCAGAAACUGGUGCACAUGGGAGUACUGCUCGACCAAACAUGUCUGCUUCAGCGAUGCCUCCUAUCCCUCGACAAGAGAGAUUAACAUACACCGGGCAGUCUAUUUUCUUUGGAGGCCCUCUUAUUAAUACGCCCAUCAGAGAUACCAAGAGAAGUGAUGAACAUACAGGAACAAGGCCGGUAACUGAGAGAACAUCAAAUUCUAAUCGGGACACGGUAGAGAAGGGGCAAGCUGCAGGUUCCUUCCCAGUAUUUGCUCCAGGAGCAUUCCGGAAUCUUCCAUUUAAUAAGUGAUUUCAUCCUAUCCUGCUUUGUUAACCCAAAUGGCUUAUCCCAAAUUGCUUUCGAGGGUUUCAGGGAGGCAAUGGAUGAUUGUUCGGUAGAAGUUAUGCUGGUUCAUGCAGAACCAUAGCUUGGCUACAAGGUUCCUCCAUUUCGAUGACUUUUAUCUGUUAUUUUGCCGGUCAUCACGUAAUCUAAAUAGGCAGCAGGUAUAACUUUCUCUAACGAUGAGGUCCCGCUGGUGUAUAUAUACUUUGGAUUAUGUUCCUGCUGGUAGCAACUGCAUAGAAAACUAAAUGGAACGUAGGAAUUAGAUUAUUA